Porites evermanni is the source of this 750-nucleotide messenger RNA. Lineage: Eukaryota; Metazoa; Cnidaria; Anthozoa; Scleractinia; Poritidae. The record is from the annotation of a GenBank genome assembly.
AUGAUCUUAAAGCUAGAAUCAAGUGCUGAGGAGCUUAAAGAGAAAAAUAAAGAAUUGGAACAGCUAACUUGUUUGCUUGAGGAUGAGACCAUCACUACAUUUGAAAAUGGCAAAUAUGUAGAUGAGGUGCGGGACGUUAUCAUGGACCUUCUUGCUAUGAAUGUUUCUAUGAGCAAAGUGAAUGAAGUGAUACGUACAGUAUUACAGAAAUUAGCUGGAAAGAACAUAUCAAGGCUUCCCAGCAAGGCAGUCCACUCACGUCUUCUAGUUGAGGCCAAACACCUUGCAGAUGUCCAGCUUGGGAGAGCAAUGCUAGAAGAGGCUGACCCAUCUCAGGUAAUUGGAAAUACCCUUCAUGGAGAUGGUACAACCAAGUAUCAUCGACAUUAUCAAGAUUUUGAAGUUACCACUCCAUCUUGCCAAACAUAUUCAAUGGGCCUUCUUGAGUUGGGGAAGUCGGACACAGAGGCAAUCAUGGAUGCCUUUAAGCAUCGAGUGGAAGAAAUUGUGCAGGCCUUAAGUAGUGGUGAUGAGAAGGCAUCAGUUGAAAACAAAGUUGCUGAAUUAGUGACAUCAAUUAAGAGCACCAUGUCUGAUCAAGGGCCAACAAAUGCCACUUUCAAUGAACAAUUGACUGAAUUGCGAAAGGACUUUCUUCCAAAGGUGGUGGAGAAAUGGCAAGACCUGACAGAAAAUUCUAAAAAAUCUCUAGAGGAAAUGGGGAACUUUUAUUGCAAACUUGCUUGUUAA